This is a messenger RNA of Drosophila novamexicana, 399 nucleotides long. RefSeq names its product eclosion hormone. Gene Ontology annotation, molecular function: ecdysis-triggering hormone activity. The coding region runs from base 96 to 389 and encodes 97 amino acids. NCBI's taxonomy places the organism in Eukaryota, Metazoa, Arthropoda, Insecta, Diptera, Drosophilidae. Gene Ontology annotation, biological process: ecdysis, chitin-based cuticle; neuropeptide signaling pathway. The record is from RefSeq and is a predicted model, not a curated record. The transcript has 2 exons.
GCUUUACUCUAUCAUAAGCUAGAAAAUUUAGAAAACACACACACACACAUAUACAUCUAUCUAUUUGCUUGACAGAGAUCUUGACCAUUAUCAGCAUGUGCAACAAUAGGACUCUACUGCUACUUAGCAUUGCACUGACCGUUCUGUGUCUGUUGCAAUGUGGCGAGGCGCUUCCUUCUAUAGGACACUAUGGCAAGCGAUUUGAUCCCAUGGGCGGCAUUGAUUUCAUUCAGAUUUGUCUCAACAACUGCGCCCAGUGCAAGAAAAUGUUUGGGGAUUACUUCCAGGGCCAGACCUGUGCCGAGUCCUGUCUCAAGUUCAAAGGCAAAGCCAUACCGGAUUGCGAAGAUAUUGGCUCUAUAGCGCCGUUUCUGAACGCGCUCGAAUAGAGGUUUCAAA